UUACGUAUGACGUCAGAGCGUCAGCUGGCCAAAUGUUUACAUCGAGCAGUGCUGUGUCUCUGACUACAUCCCCCCAAACAACAAAAGGCUGAACACAAGGAAAAUCGUUAAGAGAGAGAAUAUCAGUCGGCAUUUGACCAGUCAACAUGGGGGGAGCUGUGAGUGCUGGUGAGGACAAUGACGACUUGAUUGACAACCUGAAGGAGGCUUAUUACAUUCGCUCAGACCUGGUGGAGCAGGCUUUUCGAGCUAUCGAUCGUGCUGACUAUUACCUAGAUGAAUACCGGGAUAACGCCUACAAGGACUUGGCUUGGCGGCAUGGAAACAUCCAUCUGUCUGCUCCGUGUAUCUACUCCGAGGUGAUGGAGGCUUUGGAUCUCCACCCUGGUCUCUCAUUCCUUAACCUUGGCAGUGGGACUGGCUACCUCAGCACCAUGGUUGGCCUCAUAUUGGGACCAUUUGGGGUGAAUCAUGGGAUAGAGUUACACACAGAUGUUAUCGAGUACGCCUACCAGAAGCUCGACACCUUCAUCAAAACCAGCGACAGCUUUGAUAAAUUUGAAUUCUGUGAGCCAUCCUUUGUUGUGGGCAACUGCCUGGAGAUUCCUCCAGAGAGCCGUCAGUAUGAUAGGGUGUACUGUGGGGCCGGGGUGCAGAAGGACCAUGAGGAUUACAUGAAGAACCUGCUCAAGCUGGGGGGCAUCCUUGUGAUGCCUCUUGAGGAAAAAUUGACCAAGAUCACCCGUACAGGGCUGAACAGCUGGGAGACCAAAAAGAUCAUCUCUGUGUCCUUCGCUCCUCUGGUGCUGCCUAAACACAGCACAAAUGGCAAACCCAAGACUGCCCCGCUGCCAAAGUAUGAGGUACGGACAUUACAGGAACUGGCUCGUAUCUGUAUCCGCCACACCCUCAGGGUGACCACAGAUGGAGGAGACAGCCUAUCACGUGGCAGGGGUUCCUCUUUCAGUGUGGGCAGAGGUCUGGCAGUGGCUGGGCUCCAUAAGUAUGGCCCUCGCUUCAAACGUCGGCGCGUCCACCGGCGCCAUUGCAAUGCCCUUGUCCUGGCCACCCGUCAAGUGGUGGCCAGCAGCGGUAUUGGCCCCACUCCCCUGGACAACAACAACAAUCAGGGAGGGAGAGCAGAGGAUGAGGAGGAGGCAGGAGAGAGGGAGGUGAGGCGGCAGAUGAGGGGGAGCAGGAAGGUGGGGAGAGGAGCAGGAGGGGUGGUGGAAGAAGAGGAGAUGAUGGAAGAAGAUGAUGAAGAGGAGGAGCAGGAGGAGGAGGAGGAGGAGAAGGAGACCGGGGAGCUGCUCCGACCCCAGCCAGCCGUGAAUGUCCUGAGAGAGAGGAUACUGGGCCUGCCACUGCCUGAGCCUCUGAAGAUGUACCUGCUGUACUACAGGGAGAAAUGAGCUGGCUGGAUUGAUAGCCAGGUCCAGAGUCAACAACCCAGCAGAGGCUGCGGCCUAUGUUACAACCCCACCACCACCUGUACAAGGCAGAACAACAUGCCACCCACCUUACUCCACGGCUCCACUAUGGGUCUCUUUCUCUCGCUCUCUCACCUGUCCUCAUCCUCUCUCUCUCCAACUUCCUCUUUUUGCUCUGCCUCCCACUGUUCUUUACGUGAUUAAUUUCCUGGAACUGUAAGGAGUCAGUUCAAUUUGUCCAGUUUAGGGGGGAGGGAGGGUUUCACUAUGCUGAGAACAGAAACAAUUCACUCCAAUGUUUCAGACAACCAAACAGUCACUGAUGUAAAUUUUAUGUCUCCUUUGAGGUGAAAAGAAAUAUAAAUUGAUACAUAAUAUAUACUCAGUUUUCUCUACAGCUCUGUAUAACUAACAUGCAAAUCUAGCUUAACAGUGUACACUUAUAGUAUUUAAGCUUGCAAAAGGCAAUUUAAUGGUGCUGAGAAAGAGCACCAUCAUUGUUUAGUCUACAACAGCAGACUAGACAUGGCAACAGAGUUCAAACACUGUAGCAACAAGCAGAAAGAGUAGCUUCAGCAGAGCAGCGACCAGAAAGCAGCAGGCUUCCUCAGCUCUCUUACAUCCACUAAUUACAAUUGUUCCCCAGGUUACAGAGUAUAAGUUACUGGAUAAGUGUGGAAGCUGCUAUGCCCACAGAAGGGUGUGUGUGUGUGGGUGUGGGUGUGUGUGUGUGUGUGUGUGUGUGUGUGUGUGUGUGUGUGUGUGUGUGUGUGUUUAAUAUCACAUAAUGGGGAUGGUGCUGUUUUAGGAAGGAAGUUGUAGUCUGCUUAUUGCUCAACUUUGUGAGUGAAGCGCGCAAUGAUGUGAGAAGCAUAUUUUCUCUUUCACUGUAUCAUAUUUAAUGAUACUGCAGCUACCUGUACAGCUAGUGACCAAGAUGGUGUCCUGUUUUGUGAUUAUUUCCAUUGAUUUCCAAAAUCAAAUGGGAGCUUUGCCUCAAGUCCCCAGUACAUUAGAUAAUUUAACUUACAUGCUUUUCCAAGGAGUUGACCAAGGUUUGGUCAUAAUUUCAAGUGUUUUUAGGCAACUCGUUGAUUUAACAAAAAAGCUGAGUUUUCCCUUUUUCUAUGCACAUGUGUCAUUACAUGAGUUGUCUCCUGACUUUGUCAUAUGGAGAUGAAACUGACCCUGAAUCCUUACAUGUGUAUCCAAAGGGUGGUUUCACUGUUUUUCUCUAUAUCCAAUAGUAAUCUCUUAACCAAAACAGAAAGACCAUAAAAAAAUCACAUACUUACUAAUAUUCCAAUUUACAGAAAUAAACCAGCAUGAUAAAAACAAUAACUAUUUCUGAUGAUUGACAGUGUGCAGGUUUUCUCUCACCGUGCUCUCAUCUUUGUUUUUGUGUUUUUUUUUUUGUUGUUGUAACAUUUUGAUUCUUGAAUUUUAUGAGACUUGAAGUGUUGUGUACAUAUGAAUUUGUUGUUUGAAUGGAAAAAAAAGAAAAGAAAAAAAAAAACAAAGAUGCUUUAUCAAGUGUCUUACAUCUGACAUUUUUUUCUGUUGUAGUUUCCAGUUAGAUGGAGCUUUAUUCCUUUUUACUUCUUGCUUUUGUACCAAACUUUCUGCUCUGCUCCCCUUUGUGCCAAACUUAAGUUGCAUGGACGAGAUUCUUUAGAGGAAACAGCAGAUCAACAGCAAGUCACUCAUUUGAAGAAAAAAAGCUGACAAUUGAUGUUUUAUCAUUACAAAAACUACUACCACUGAAAUGACACUUCUGGUUGUUAAUAUAUUUUUUUUAUCAUGUCUUAGAUUCUUCUCAUUUUAAAGGUUAUAUUUGCAGAGAUUCUCUGAUGAAUAGCAAAGUGAUCUUUGCUCAAGGCAACAUGGAAGCACCCUUCAUGAGGUCAUUGGAGAAAUAACGGAUGUGAUCACAACAUGAGGAGGAAUUUGAAUAUGUGCAGGUUUGAAUGGGAGGAUUGUGUCCAAAAAGCAGGUCCUUAUCUGGCCAGGAGAUUCACUUCCCUUCUGAUUUCUGCUGACUGUAACAUCAUGCUUCACUGUUUGGCUGUUCCACCAUUUCUACUGCUGCUGGAUCUACCUUUUGAGUACUGUAUGUAGACCAUUCCUUUAUCUGACAUGAGUACCAUCCAUGUUUGGUUGUUGUGCAGUUGUGAUUCUCUGCUGAAUGUAUCUGAUCAUGAUGGGUUUUUUUUUUUUGCACUUAAUAUCAAGUUUUGGGGAGAAUGACUUGCUUGUUUUUAAAAUUGAGCUGUAUUAUGACUGCUGUUAAUAAAGUCUGUUAUACAAAAGAAA
This is a messenger RNA of Thunnus maccoyii (southern bluefin tuna), 3743 nucleotides long. Its product is annotated as protein-L-isoaspartate O-methyltransferase domain-containing protein 2. Lineage: Eukaryota; Metazoa; Chordata; Actinopteri; Scombriformes; Scombridae. Gene Ontology annotation, cellular component: cytoplasm. The record is from RefSeq and is a predicted model, not a curated record. The transcript is spliced from 7 exons. The coding region runs from base 147 to 1412 and encodes 421 amino acids. Gene Ontology annotation, biological process: protein modification process. Gene Ontology annotation, molecular function: protein-L-isoaspartate (D-aspartate) O-methyltransferase activity.